AGGAAAGCUAAAGCACAGAAUGAACUCAGGCUUGCUAGAGAGGUUAAAAGCAACAAAAAAGGCUUUUAUGGGUAUGUCCGUAGCAAAAGGAAGAACAAAGAAACAGUGGGGUCACUCAGAGGAGAAGAUGGUGAAAUGCAAACAGGGGACACAGAAAGGGCUGAACUCCUCAAUGCCUUCUUUGCCUCAGUCUUCUCCGAUAAAGAAAACAAUGCCCAACCUGAAGAAUUUGGAGCAAAUGAUUCAGCAAAGGAAACACAGCCCAGAAUAACUAAGGAGAUAGUACAAGAAUACUUGGCUAGUUUAGAUGUAUUCAAGUCUCCAGGGCCAGAUGAACUGCAUCCAAGAGUAUUAAAAGAACUGGCAGAUGUGAUCUCAGAACCACUGGCAGUCAUCUUUGAGAAUUCCUGGAGAACAGGCGAAGUCCCGGCAGAUUGGAGGAGGGCAAAUGUUGUCCCUAUUUUCAAAAAGGGGGAAAGAGAGGACCCAAAUAAUUACCGCCCAGUCAGUCUGACAUCAAUACCAGGGAAGAUUCUGGAGCAGAUCAUUAAGCAAACAGUCUGUGAGCACCUAGAAAGGAAUGCUGUGAUCACCAAUAGUCAGCAUGGAUUUCUGAAAAAUAAGUCAUGUCAGACUAACCUGAUCUCGUUUUUUGACAGAAUUACAAGCCUGGUAGAUGAAGGGAACGCAGUGGAUGUAGCCUACCUUGAUUUCAGCAAGGCAUUUGACAAGGUGCCCCAUGAUAUUCUUGUAAAGAAGCUGGUAAAAUGCGGUCUUGACUAUGCUACCACUCAGUGGAUUUGUAACUGGCUGACUGACAGAACCCAAAGGGUGCUCAUCAAUGGUUCCUCUUCAUCCUGGAGAAGAGUGACUAGUGGGGUGCCACAGGGUUCUGUCUUGGGCCCGGUCUUAUUCAACAUCUUUAUCAACGACUUGGAUGAUGGACUCAGGGGCAUCCUGAUCAAAUUUGCAGAUGACACCAAACUGGGAGGGGUGGCAAACACCCCAGAGGACAGGAUCACACUUCAAAACGACCUUGACAGUUUAGAGAACUGGGCAAAAACAAACAAGAUGAAUUUUAACAGGGAGAAAUGUAAAGUAUUGCACUUGGGCAAAAAAAAUGAGAGGCACAAAUACAAAAUGGGGGACACCUGGCUUGAGAGCAGUACAUGUGAAAAGGAUCUAGGAGUCUUGGUUGACCACAAACUUGACAUGAGCCAACAGUGUGACGCGGCAGCUAAAAAAGCCAAUGCAAUUCUAGGCUGCAUCAAUAGGAGUAUAGCAUCUAGAUCAAGGGAAGUAAUAGUGCCACUGUAUUCUGCUCUGGACAAGCGGCCCAGAGCCCAGUCGCCUGAUUCUGCGGCUUCGUCAGCGGCUGAAGACGUGCAACAGGAGGAGGAGGGCACCGUCGCUGCAGCGCCAGUGGAGAAGCCUUCGGGUAAGAGGCGCGAAAAGAAGAAGCAUGUAUGUCGGAAGAGCAGGUCUCGGAGGGAGGACUCGGAUGAUGAAACAGGUACUUCUUCUUCGGAGUAUGACAGUGACGCGUCCCUAGGUUCCUAUUGGGGGAAGGGCGAGGAAGUCUCUGGACUCCCGGACUGGGCACUGUCGAGGAGGGCCAAUUGCCAUCGUAAAAAGUUUGGGGGGACCCAGGAGUGGAAGGAUGGGGCUCUGGUAAAAGAUGCCACCACAUCCACCUACUCAACCUCAGAUGUUAUACCGGGUGAUCACCUAUCCCCUAAACUGCGAGCAAAAAUCUUAAAUGGUGAGUUUGUUGACAUGUUUAAAUUAGUGCCCCCAGCAGAGGAGUUAGGUAGGGGUGAAAAGAGGCCCUCGCAUGGUAAGAGAAAGAGCAAGUACCCUUCUGUGCCUAGGACAUUCGAAAAUUGGCUUGAUGGUUUUCAAGCCUUUAUGGGGACAAUUGUCGCUGCUUACCCCAAGCGGGCGGUUCACCUUGUUGCCUACCUUUCACAUAUUCGCACGGCCUGUGCCCUCGCGGGGGAGGCGGCGGCCAUAAGCUAUGACAAGAAAUUCAGAAGGAAGGCAUCCAGGAUCCCGUUAGCACGCUGGGAUCAGAUUGAGAAUGGAAUAUGGGUUCGAUCUAAAAUCUUAAUUAAACAGAGCAUAGCAUUUGAUUUUGGCUCAGAAAAAGCAAAGAAAAUAUAUGGAGAAACUUUUGGAGAAAGUGGAAGUCAAGGGCACAGUGAUUUCUAUGUUUCAAUAACUUUGAGUAGCAAGGAUAUUCUAAGUGAGAUACCUAGCCAGAAGAUCUCAAUUGUUCCAUUUGGUUCUGAGUUUAACACUGAAUGCUGGGUUAAUUUUGGAAAAGGAAAAGAAGUGAAGAAUCAAAAGAAGAUGAAGUCUCAGAAGGUUGCAGCUGACAAAGUCAUACUCAGAGUACACCCAUUGAAAUCAACAGGCUUAAAUAACUAA
Molecule: messenger RNA, 2430 nt
Organism: Podarcis muralis (Common wall lizard)
Lineage: Eukaryota; Metazoa; Chordata; Lepidosauria; Squamata; Lacertidae
Source: RefSeq, a predicted model, not a curated record